AUCUCCCGUUUGAAUUGAGAACCCAAAGUUGAAAAGGGGCAAAAAAAAAAAAAAAGAAAAAAAAUCAGCUCCGUCGAAGCUUCCGUCCAUGGCGUCUCGCCGGAGAGUGCUAUUGAAGGUCAUAAUCCUCGGUGACAGUGGGGUCGGGAAGACUUCUUUGAUGAAUCAGUUUGUGAAUCGCAAGUUCAGCAAUCAGUACAAAGCGACGAUUGGAGCCGAUUUUUUGACGAAAGAGGUCCAAAUUGAUGACAGGCUGUUCACUUUGCAGAUAUGGGAUACUGCUGGGCAAGAGAGGUUUCAAAGUUUGGGAGUGGCAUUCUACCGAGGAGCCGACUGCUGUGUUCUUUGCUAUGAUGUUAAUGUCAUGAAAUCUUUCGAUAAUCUCAACAAUUGGAGGGAAGAGUUCUUGAUCCAGGCCAGUCCAUCAGACCCCGAGAACUUCCCGUUUGUCGUCUUGGGGAAUAAGAUAGAUGUUGAUGGUGGCAAGAGCCGAGUGGUUUCAGAGAAGAAAGCAAAGGCAUGGUGUGCAUCAAAGGGAAACAUUCCUUACUUUGAAACCUCGGCCAAAGAAGGAUUCAAUGUCGAUGCAGCUUUCGAGUGCAUUGCCAAAAAUGCACUCAAGAACGAACCCGAGGAAGAAGUGUAUCUUCCUGACACCAUUGACGUUGCUGGUGCUCGGCAACAGAGAUCAACGGGGUGUGAUUGCUAAGACCGGAAAAAAAGUUUUUUUUCCCCAACGAAGAUGGCAAAUGUUGCUCUGCGGAAUGAUGAAAUUAGUUGUUUUGGCAUGUGAUGUUUGUGUUAUAUAAUAAUAUGUGCUCUGUUAUUCCAUUUCAGAUUUUUUGUAUUUUUUUAUGAUCAGUUUUAUAUCUCAUUGACGACUUGGGUAAAAUGAAUCGGGUUCCCAAUAUAAAAUAGAUUUAUUAAA
Messenger RNA from Tarenaya hassleriana, 928 nucleotides. RefSeq names its product ras-related protein RABG3c-like. NCBI's taxonomy places the organism in Eukaryota, Viridiplantae, Streptophyta, Magnoliopsida, Brassicales, Cleomaceae. The record is from RefSeq and is a predicted model, not a curated record. Gene Ontology annotation, molecular function: GTP binding; GTPase activity. The transcript is spliced from 7 exons. Bases 89 to 709 code for a protein of 206 amino acids. Gene Ontology annotation, cellular component: vacuolar membrane.